Molecule: messenger RNA, 2665 nt
Organism: Cyclopterus lumpus (lumpfish)
Lineage: Eukaryota; Metazoa; Chordata; Actinopteri; Perciformes; Cyclopteridae
Gene: ccdc85b
Product: coiled-coil domain containing 85B
Exons: 1
Coding region: 814-1416 (200 amino acids)
Biological process (GO): negative regulation of DNA-templated transcription
Cellular component (GO): nucleus
Source: RefSeq, a predicted model, not a curated record
AGCUCGCGGCUUGGUGGAGUCACAGCCGUGAAAGUGGCGGAGGCGGACAUUGUUGUGGUAACAGACCAGCCCCAGAGGAUGAACAGCGAUGAUGCACUUAUUUUGAGCGGAUAAAAUGCGAGAUUGGAUUUUAAUUAGUUUUGUUUGUUUGUUUUUAUCUAAAGAUUAGUCGUUUGUAAAGAAUUGGGGCAGAAAGCCGCUGCACCGUACGGACUCAUCGACACCGGGGAACGGAGUUCAUUCAGCCGAGGCGAGCGGAUCACAGCCUGGUGAGACGAUGCCAGCGACGUGAAAAAUACAACAUCUGCAGGGUGUGCAUCCGACAAGGCUGCUGGAUUAAGCCUCCGUGGAUCGACCGGUUCUUUGUACAUAAAGGCCGACGAAGAGCCCACGGGGCGGCCGUUGCCGUCAGAUACUGAGAGAGGAGGUAAAAUAAGGACAGUUGUAUUCCUGGAGGCCUUUUGAGAACACAGUCUGCCGUUGAGAAGAUGACAGAUUGACAUUAAUGUUAGUUCGCGGCGCUACAUGACCUCAUUAUCAUCUACGGAGAACUAGGUUCAGCACAAAUUAGGGCGUAAGUCACAGCGCCUUGGAGAAAGCCAUCUAAAACAACGAAAAUCACAUGUAUGUGCCAUGAUUUGGCCUCCAGUUCUGUAGUGAUUGCAUAGGCUGACAUCUGGAAAACACUGUAUGCCGAGCAAGAGGAUGAGGAUGUGAUGGCUCUGUGUUAAGCAGUGAAGGACCCAGCUACACCAGCGCUUUUAAUUCAUUCUCAGGUACCUUCUAGGUGUAGGUUUUUUUAAAUAUAAAAAAAUGGGUAGCGACGGUGAGAUAAUAAAUAGAGAGCUGUCAAAGAUGUCUGACGAGGAUUUGCUGGCGUGCUCCAAAGAGGAGCUGGUGAGCCGGCUGCGUAAAGAGGAGUCGGAGAAAAUAUCAGCACUCAUCCAGCGAGGACGGCUGAUAAAAGAGGUAAAUAAACAGCUGCAGGGACAUCUCCACGAAAUCAGGGAACUGAAAGUCAUCAAUCAGCGCCUGCAGGAGGAAAACGUGGAGCUGCGGGACCUGUGCUGCUUCCUUGACGACGACCGACUCAAAGUGAAGAAGCUGGCCAGGGAAUGGCAGCUUUUCGGGCAUCACGCUGCUAAAGUGAUGAGGGAGGACCUGGGCGGUUACUUGAAAAAGCUCGCCGACCUGGAGCGCAUGCAGGACGGACUGGUGAAGGAGAAUUUGGACCUAAAGGAGCUGUGUCUGGUCCUGGAGGAGGAGUGUGUCAGUAGGAGUGACUCCAGCCCCGGAGGGUCCACCGAGCUCAACCUUCCCUGUAUGGUGGCCCGGGACCUUGGGGACGGAAGCUCAAGCACAGGCAGCGUGGGAAGCCCAGACCAGCUCCAUCUGGUGUGCUCACCUGAUGACUGAUGGCCGGUUUAUGUCAGCAGUCAGGGCUUCACCCACUCAAAUACGGAAUCUGUAGACUAGGGGUGAUGUGAUGGACAGAAUGGAGAUACAGAAGCUUUGUCAGACUAUACAAAUCAAUUUGGUGCAAAAGCAUCAGGGCCUUCUGAAUGCUGCAAAUAGUUGUGUGCCACCAGGUUUAGACUUGACAAAGAAUCUACCACUAUUGACAUUUUCAGGACUUUACAAAGACAUUUAAUAGAUGUUUGCCAGAUGAUAAUGUAUCCACAUUUUACAGUAUUUGUUUUCUAAUGAGUCCUCUGUUUUUGGGAAACUCCUUUUUCAAUGGUCUGUUGAAAAAAGAAAUGGGACCAAAAGAAUGGGUCGCAUAAAAAAAAUUAUCUCAUGCACUGGACUAGCCUACACUGGUAGAAGCCUUUUUUCUAUUGCACUGGACAGUGUUAUCAUGGAUCUUUAAAUCACAUCUAAAGAUUCAUUUCAAUCCAGUUUUGAGCCAUAUUUAGUCCACUGAAUUCCAAUAGCACUGAAAUAGAUGAGUUGUGAUAAAAGAAAAAAAUGAAACUAUUUGAUAAUUGCUUUUGCUAGAUGCCCAAUAAUGUGUACUAUUUUAUGCACUCUCUUCCUCAGGACAGGAUUGGAGUGCCAUAUGUGCAUGAUGAUUGUCACAACUUGUACAGGCCUGUUAUCCAGUCUGAUGUGGGCCCUUCAGGUUUACUGUGGGUGGGGCCGCUGUGCAUAAUGUACAUGUGCUAGAGCCGGAGUAUAAAGCCAGCACACAUGUUAGGGUUUGGGAUGAGACAUGGUAGAUGUCCUUGGACCUCACUCAGAGCUGAACUGAACAAGUUCUGUCACUUUUUUAAAAAUCCAACUGGAAACUCUUUGUAUCAAACUGGAAGGUCUACAAGUGUUAAUGAUUUAUAUUCUAUUCAAACAAAGCUGUUGAAAUUCACUUGUAUUACAUUUUUCUUACAUUGUUCUUGAUGUUAAUUAGCAUAUCACAGUUUGUUUAAGUUGACGACGGUCAGCUUUGUCUUCUGUAACUCAUGCUUUGUAUUUACCCCGUUACAUUAACUUUGACCCUUCUUUAUCUUGAUUUAUCUGUAUUAACUAGCAUUAGGCUACUAACCGAUUUCAGUUUAAAUCAUAGAUAAUGCACAUGGAUUAGAAAAGAUUUAUUUUGUUGUUAGCUGUUUAUUGGUGGGCUAUGCUCGUAGUGCAUUGAAGAGCUUUAAAUACAGUGGGUAUGACACUU